AUGGCAGUACUCGAAGCCAUAUUGCCAGCAGUGGCACGGAGCUCCGGAAUUUCCCUUCAAUUAUACCGAGUGGCCGCCUCGUCCCACAACGCGGCUGCGAGGGACCUCAUCAAGGCAGCAAGCACAAUCAAUAAUUUUGCUUCAACACUGAAGCAGAUCGGGACGAUCAUCAAGGAGGACGAUCGGUUGCCAUCUUCUGAGGCCAUCGAGACCCUAGAAGAUCUGAUUGAUCAGUCUCGUACCAUAUCGUCUGAGAUUGAAUCAUUCUCUGCCAUCUUAGUCGAGGACCAUUGCGGCGAACCGGGCGCAAAAUCACACGAUCAUGGGCUCGGACACUCAGACUCGCCGCAAGCAACGAGGCUCGUAUACCUCGUCUCCCAUCUGGAAGCGUUGAGAGCCACCCUUUCGGUUCUUCUCCAGACUCUGUUCACAGCGCAGAGUAUAAUUUGGUCCAAGUACCGCCCAACAAUAUCGCAACAACAAGCGGAGAGGGCUGUCGCUAAUGAGCGGCUGCAACUUGAAACUCUUGUGAUGGAACAGCAGAUCUUGAUCUUGACUGCGUCAAGUACCUAUGAACAUCUUUCGUCAUCAGACUCUCUAUUAUUGAUGGAGACAGACAGCUCAUUAAGUCUUGUCACUGCCAAACAAGAAGACACGCCCAAUCCGACCACCCUCUAUCGGUAUCAAGAUCGACAGCUUGCAAAUCUAGACAAGUCGACGUUUAAUCCAUCCCAAUGGGUAUCGAACAUGAACAACAGUAGUCCAUCACAUAUCGAGCGCAUGUUGGAGAGAUGGACAUGCCUACCACAGCUUGAGGCUCGCUUGAGAGAGGCUGAGCAACAGACUCGAAAUCAACAGAGAGAAUCACAACAGCCAAUGGUGGAGUCAGAUGAUGAGGAGGACCACGAGCAGCGGCAGAACCUUGCUGGUACAAGUACUAGAAUGGCACAGCCAUUGUUUAGCGAACCUGAAAACUCUCGCACAGUACGAGACACCAAGUAUGGACCAACGGCUCCAUUGUCACCAGCUGCAUCACCCCGAACUUCACGUCAUAGCCUGGCUGGAUCUACCGAUGAGAAUAACUCGCCACAAUCGAACAUAACUAGCUUACCAGUCGAAGCUGCAGCCGCAAUAGAAGCGCAGGAGGAAGACGAAGAUAUAGAUCUGGAGAUUCCUUGGCAGCUAUGCACACGAAAGUAUUACUGGAAGUAUAUCGAUGGUAAAGUUGUGGAGUCCAACACCGACCAGUCUCCCUCGGCUGCAUUCCAGGAGAGGAAUAGCUGGACUGAAAUUAUGGCGAGUUGGGUGUGCAAAGAAGCAAUCCAAGAAGCUGGGUAUCGGGUGACACAGGUUCAAAAGGACAAGAAAGAUGGUAGACGCACCAAGUUCGAGACGUGCUUCUGUAUCGAACGGCCAUUACAGUUCGAGCAGGUCAAGCAGCUUGUCGAGCGCACGGUGGAGAUGUACCGACAAAAGAAGCCUCCGUCUCCAGCCCCUCAAGUCAGGCGUUCAUCAUUUAACCGACCGCCUCCACCACCGGUGAAGAUCAGUCGAGCAAAUGACACGGAUCGCGAUCGCACUCCGGUGCCGAGUAAAACUCAUCCACAACUCGGACGGACGACGAACUCGAUGCCCAUUCCACCGCCGCCUCCGAUGGAUCGUUCGUUGUCAAUGCCAGGACCUGGCUAUCAACAUGGACCCAACCCACAUACAUCAAAUUUACACAUACCCAUGCCACCUGGAAACUACGUAGGCUCUGCGCCACAUGGACCAUACUCACCUCAGGUACAGCAAGCUCCAUAUCCUGGACAGAUGUACAACUCCCCACAGGGAUACCCACCGAACGCAGGAUUCCACAAUCCAGCUGUACCGCCAUAUUUUCAGCCGCACAAUCUCCAGGUGCCACAGUCGCCACUGAGACAAACGUAUCUGAAGCCGAAGGUGAAGUCAAGGUAUGACGAUGAUUUUACCACGUCGGACUCAGAUAGUGGAAAGGAUAGGCGGCGGCGCAGGUCGAAGUCGAGGAGUAGAUACUCUACAGAUUCGAAGAAGAAAAGCCACAACAAGAGCAAGGCUGCGGGUGUUUUGAUGGGUGUUGGAGGAUUGACUGCUCUGCUUGAUGGUUUGAGCGGCUUGUAG
Parastagonospora nodorum SN15 is the source of this 2139-nucleotide messenger RNA. RefSeq lists its product as hypothetical. The record is from RefSeq and is a predicted model, not a curated record. The transcript has 3 exons. Lineage: Eukaryota; Fungi; Ascomycota; Dothideomycetes; Pleosporales; Phaeosphaeriaceae. Bases 1 to 2139 code for a protein of 712 amino acids.